GGUGAAGUACCUCUGUUUAAUCCCAGAGAGAGACGUGGUCCCCCAUCUUCUGGAUUAAUUCCCUGGAAGGACUCCAUGCUGCAAGAAUGUAUGCCGGUCUUGAGCACGGAAUUUUGUAGUCAGCUUCUCCCCAACAAAAAGGUUUUUUGCCCGACAGAAAACAUCCAUAUGCACACGUAUGUGCUUGUAUACAUAUGAGAAGAGGCAUCUCUAUUCAUCGACCUUCUAGGUCUUUGAAGCAGAAACUCCUGACUUUUGCUCCCAAUGUUUCCUGGGAAGGGGAAAGGUGGGUUAGAAAUCAGAAGGCAGAGCAGGAGAGCGGAGAACGAGUGCAACGGUUUUCUGAUGAAGGGCUUUGGCAAGCUUCAAGACGUGAUCAAUCGGAACGGGAAGGCUCCGGAGUGGAGGUUCCCAGGGAACCGGAGCACCCUCAGCAAGUCUGCACAAGCCGUCUCCCGCUUCUACGACAAUGAGGUGGAGGACAAACCAGCUUUGUCAUUGGCCGUGGGCUACAGGGCCCAGGUACAGGGCCUGCAAAGGGCUUUCCUCCUGCGUCCCGGCUGCCCCAGAUUCUGCUCCAAAGCGACGUCCACCUCCCAGUUCGAUCCCUCCAUCUCCUCGGUCUCUGACCUGCCCACGAGCGGGAACAUCCACUACGAAAGCUGUGAGAUGGUGGAUGGGCAGCCGGUGACCAUCGAGCCAGAGGACUUCCCGGUGACGGAGGGGACGGUCUUGUUCAGCCAGAGCGCCGGAGAGGUCCGCGGAUGGAGGCGCUUCUCGGAGGCAGAGAGGGUCCAGGCCGCCGCCCCGGGGUCCAGCACCCAGAGUCUGACCACCCAGCCUCCCGGCCACAAGAUCCCCUGGUACGUCGCGGUGAUCCACGAGAAGGAGCGCUGCCUGCUGAUGCUGGGGGAGGAGAUCGGGCGUCUGUCCAAAGUGGAGGCAGAGUGCUGGCGCAAGGAUAAUGUCAUCCAGGUGCUCAGGGAGGAGGUGGAGAAGCUGGACAGGCAACUCCAAGCUCAGAGAAAGCUCAGCUCCAAGCAGGAGGAGGAAUCCAUCCCCUUGCCAGCUGAUCUCAGCGCCCGAGUCAGCCUGGUCCCCAGCCCGGGUGUCCCAGGGGAGGAGCCACGGCAGGAGAGUCUCAGCGAGGAGCUGAAGGAGGAGGUGGUGGAGCACCUGAAGGCUCGGCUGAGCCCCUCGGAGCAGCCGCCGGACGCGACGCUGGAGUCGGAGCUCGCCAGCCUCUCGGAGAGCUUGAUGAAGGGGCAGGAGGAGCUGCAGCAGCUGGAAAGAGAGUAUUCUGAGAUUCAACUGAAGGACGCGAGGCAAGAAGAGGCCAGCAGAGAGGGUCCGUUGGGCGAGAACAAAGCGGUAGGGGAAAUGGAGCCAGAAGCAGAAGUGGAAGAGGGAGUGUUUCUGUACAAGGAAGUAGAGGAAGAACUACUGGCCAAGUUGCAGGAGUCAGAGCGGGUGAACCGAGAAUUCCAGGAAGAGCUGGACUCCUUGAGGAAUGCGUACUCGGUGGCCACAGGAGCGAUCUCGUCAUUGCAGAGGCAAGUGGACUUUCAGAAAACCCAGCUGUGCAAGGCGGAGGUGGAGCAGGAGAAGCUGCAAAAGGAGCUUCGAGAGCGAAAAAACCAGCUGCAAGCAAUGUCCACCAAGUUCUCCUGCCUCCGGGAAGAUCGGAAACUCGAGGAAAUGAUGGGAGCGAUUGAGAAAGACAACUUGGCUCUCCGACAGUAUGUGUGUGACCUGGAAUCCGAGCUGGGGAAGAGGAUCGAGCAGAUCGGGGAGUUCGGUGGCAGGCUGAGCUGGCUCGAGGGGGAGGUGACUGCGGGCCAGAACCACCUUGAAAGGCAGCAGCGGUGUCAGGCUGAGCUCCAGAGCCAGAACGAGGUCUUGCGGCGCUCAGAGCAGCAGUCCAGGGUCCUCCUGGAGGUGACCCAUUCCAGGCUCGAAAGACUAAGAAACAGGAUCAUCCAAGCCACAUUCAGCACUCCGGGAAUGAAGUCCCCAAACUCGGAGAUCAGUGACAGUGACAUCCUGGAUGCCUUGCAGAGACUGAUUAACGAGCGAGUGGAGUUUCACCAGAUGCUGAAACAGAAAGGCGUCAAAGUCCCCUCGCUCCACCAGACAGAAAUCACGUCGGCCAACCACAAGCCGGCCAGAAGGAGCCCGGCCAAGUAGGGACCUCGAGCCCCGGUUCUCUGCGUGGGGCCUGGUCAGUUUUCCCCGGGGUCCCCUCCUGCUCUCAUCCUGCCAGGCCCCGAAACCUCUCGAGUCUUUACCCCCAGAAUAAACUCAGAGCAGGA
Molecule: messenger RNA, 2312 nt
Organism: Tachyglossus aculeatus (Australian echidna)
Lineage: Eukaryota; Metazoa; Chordata; Mammalia; Monotremata; Tachyglossidae
Gene: CCDC27
Product: coiled-coil domain containing 27
Exons: 12
Coding region: 265-2187 (640 amino acids)
Source: RefSeq, a predicted model, not a curated record